UGAUCCAUAGCUGUUUUGCCCAUUAUUUCUUUAUCAUAUUCAACAACUAACGUAGUCGUGAUGUUGGUUGUGUCUCUAUUUAUAUUGGUUACUGUAUCACACUAUGUGAAUUCAAUACAGUUUUUGAUGGAUGGACCAAAAAAUUCUGAUACCUAUGGACCUUUUGAUGUUAGUUUUCGAUAUUUCAAACCAUGUCCAGAUAUAGAGAACACUUUAGCAAAUAUUACAACAUCAUUGUAUUUGGAUCAAAAUGUGUACAAAGGAGGAGUUAAUCUGACACUUAAUGAUGCGGCCCGGAUUGUUGAAAUGAAAGUGGCCAUCCAUAGUUUGAAGAAUAACCAUAAGAAGCUAAUAUGGGACUAUUCUAUUGAGAAACCUUGUUUAAAUCGACUUGUGGCUACAGCACUGAAAAAGUAUGUUGAUCUGCGUAGCUGUGUUCUUCGAAAGGGCUACCACAGCACUUUUGUUAAUUUCUCAGAGUCUGUGAAAAUUUUCUACGGCUCCUCAUUUUUUUAUGGAGAAUAUAUUGCAAAGUUCACUCUGUACUCAACGAGAAAACAAGUCAUACUUUGCGUGACUGCUGAUGAAAUUAUUGUUAAAAAAACAUAA
Messenger RNA from Spodoptera frugiperda (fall armyworm), 609 nucleotides. RefSeq lists its product as uncharacterized. Bases 61 to 609 code for a protein of 182 amino acids. The record is from RefSeq and is a predicted model, not a curated record. The transcript is spliced from 4 exons. NCBI's taxonomy places the organism in Eukaryota, Metazoa, Arthropoda, Insecta, Lepidoptera, Noctuidae.